This is a messenger RNA of Benincasa hispida (wax gourd), 4974 nucleotides long. The record is from RefSeq and is a predicted model, not a curated record. NCBI's taxonomy places the organism in Eukaryota, Viridiplantae, Streptophyta, Magnoliopsida, Cucurbitales, Cucurbitaceae.
AUUUGAACAUUUUGAAAUGUGUCUUCAGUUUCCCGCACAAACAAUGUCACCCCCAACUUUCUUCCAUCCAUCUUCUUCCUCUCCUCUCAUCUCCGCUGGUUCAAUUCCGAUCAAAACUCCGUUCAGUGCUCUGAAUCUCAUGAACUCUCACCGCUAAACUCUGAAACCUCUCGAACCCAUUGCGCUUUGUAAUUUCAUCUAUCUCCAAUGGCCUCCAAGGACCCUGAAGAGACCGCCAACACGACCACUGAGGAAGAAAGUUUGGCCUUCAAGAAGAAGCGGGCUCGACGCGUGAGCUUUGCUGAUGUCGAGAUCACUUCAGUGCAUAUCUUUAAGCGCGACGAGGACUACGAGACGCCUCCUGAGCCCCAAGCCACUCCCGAGGCUGCUCCUCCGGACAACGAGGUCCUAGGGUUCUUCAGGGACUUGGUUGAUAGCGAUGAUUCCCGUGAAUCUUCGCCUAAUUUGGAUGAUGAUCUUCUUGCGCAGAGGAAAUCGUUUUUGAGACCGCUUGGAUCGCCGUCGCCAGGGAGUAUUUCUGCCGGCUCUGCAACCUCCAAUGAUGAAGACAAUUUUUUUGGACCCGUAUCAGCGAGUUUCAUUAGACCUAUGCGGUUGUCUGAUUCUGCUGCCUCUGAUGAUAAUCAUGACGUCACCAUGGAUUCAACAGCAUUUUCGAUGCAUUUUCGAAGCCUUGCUGAGUCAGACUCAGGGAGGGAUCUCAAGACUCCUACAGCUAUUCGGUCUGGAUUUGAAGAUAGAACACCGACCCAGAACACCAUGCGUACUAACACUGACAGUUUUAUGACACUAACGAGGGCUGACAAGCUGAUUUCGCCAUCUUCUCAAUCUGGUGAUGUGGUAAGAAGUAAAGAUUCUAAUGCAAUGAGUAUUGUGGGAGAGAACUCUGAUAAAUUUGAUUAUGGGAGAUUGUCUCCUUCUUUAGAUGCACUUUUAACCGAAGGAAGCAGGGAUCUCUAUGCUGUUUCAGUGGAUGAAAAAUUGUCUGAACAGAUUGAGACUCGUGAAGUUGAUCAGAAUGGACAAGGCAACUAUGAUGAGGAAAGCUCUGAGAGAACAGAAAUGGAAGAUGGAAGCAAAAAAUAUACCGAACAUGGUAUUGAGGAAAGUGUACCGAACAGUGGCACACCCCAUAAAGUGUUUCAAUCCACUGGUUUGUUACAAAAAGAUUUGUCAGAUGGGUGGGAUAAGGAAGAUCUUCUGGUGGACAAGAGGCAUGAGACACCAAGAAGCAUUGACUAUAAGCUGAAAGAUAUAUCUCCGCUAAAGAGAUUCUUAUCUGCGGAACAGAAAACAUUUUCUGCUACUUUUAAUUCACCUUCAUUUUCCGCUCUUGUGACUCCUAACACGAAGCUGUCAAAUUAUAGAUUGAGUACAGGGAGUAUGAAGUUUAGCAAGGGUAUGUUGUCCAAGCAGAAAAGUAUUUCCAAGUUCAGACUUCCGGAACCUUCUCCAUGUGUUUCAAGUAUUAAAGGAAAUGACAGAUUGAACUCCAGACCAUCUAGUUAUUCUUCUCUGGUUAACUUGAGCGGUCAACCUGAUCAUAGCAAGGGUCUUGAAUACAAAUACAUAGACAUUCCUGUUGCGUGUUUAGAAGAACAGCUUACUAGAUCAAAUGGAAACAACGGUGAAUUUGAAAGUUCAUUUAGCACUUGUGGUAGUGGAGUCAAGACUACAAACGACUUUCCUAGGCUGAGCCAAAGUGAAGAGCCAAAAGGUUUAACCGAGGCUGGAGGAACACCAGACUAUAUGGCUGUGGCUAACUUUUCCAAUGUGCAACCCAGUGAGCCAGCCAUAGAAGCAAAGUCACCUGCUCAAGCUACCUGGAUUGGGGACAAAGAUCUUAUGCCACACGUCUUGAUGUCAGAAGAUCCUUUAUCGAGGUCAUCUACUAGGAUCGAAAUUGAUGACCUGACAAACAUUAGACCCGAUGACAGGGAACAAAAUAACUCAGCUAGUAUGCAUAAUACGCUUGUUUCAUCUCCUUUGAGAAGUUUAGAUGUGAGGUUAUUAGGAGCUACUGAAUGUUCGACUAGUUGCUUUGGUGAACUGAAGCAGUGUGACCAACAAGUCAAGCAUGUUAGUGCUUGUUUGACUCAAGGUGGAGCUGCAGCUGCACCUACCAGCAAUACCAGUCCUUUGAAUUUGAUUGCUGACAAUUCAAGUUCAUUGCAAUCCAAAAUUGGAACUGUGUCAACUUCACCGCUCCUCAAAGGUUUGUCUUUGGUAGAUGAGGAUGAUAAUGAAGUUAACCUUUCAAAUUUGCACAAUAAUUCGGAAACCUUCAGCAAUUUACAAUUUUCUUCGAUCGAUGGGAACAUCCUGAAUUCUCGGUUGGAAAGUCCUGCUAAGAGCUCCAUGGUUGGUGCUUUUUCACCACAGUUUCAGAAGGCUUGGACAAGUGGACUAUCUAUCAUGAAGAGUCCCUUCAAUGGAAAGCCAAACUACAGUCCCAGAAGGAUAAUUUCGAUCCAAACAUCGUCCGGGAAGAAAGAGGCUGUGGUUGCCAUCUCUAGUAAGUCAUCUCCAAGUCCCUUCAAGAAUGAACAAUCUCAGAGUUCCGCAAGAAAAAAGCCAUUUCAAAGUCCCUUCAGGAAUGAUCCUUUUAAUGAAACAAAAGACGAUGGGACAUUUAUGAGGAAAGUUAUGGCUUCUCCAACAUCGAACUCGAGUGGAUAUAUUAAGCAUGAUAGUUAUCAAGCAAGCUGCGUAUUGGGGAGUUCUUCAAGGAAGGGCAAUCAUAGCCUUUCUGGGAGCAAGAGAAGAAAUAUUGACUCAAUGCCUCUUGAUAGGGAUCAUGAUGACAAUGAAGUAAUAGUAAGGAUUCGACAGAACAUAAAACUUAAUCAUAGUGGAAUUUCUGAUGUAGACUCUCCGUUAGAAGAGUCCAAUCAAAUGAGCAAUGGAAGCAAGAGGAUUGAGGGCAAUAGAAAUAGAGCAUUUAUGCAUUGGACAGAUAUGUCAAUAAAAUUUUUAGCAGAGAUAAAUGAUUUGCUACCCCCAUCGAUCAACAAGUUGAACUCAAAAGCAAUUGAGAAGAUUGAAGAUACUUUGGUUCACCUUUUGAAGGUUAAAAAAUAUGAAUUGCUGUGUUCUGAAAUCCAGUCUCAGAAAGUAACCGAGAAUCUUGGAGGAAUGCGUAAAAGAGUAGUGGAAGCCAGGUCAUUGUUGUAUAAAGUAGCAUAUCAGAAGGCGAAGUUUCAGUUGGUGUGUGUAAAGCGUGAUGGAUAUCUGAAUAGAGCACAAUCAUUGAGCUCUCAUAUUGAAGAUCUGCAAAUGUUGAAGUUGAACUAUGACCGCCUCACAAAUUGUGGUUCAAAGAGCAGUCAAAUUGAUGACGGAAACACUCUUUCGUGCCCAAUUGAUUCUGAGGCGUCUUGUGAAAGAGCCAGCACUAUAAAGCACGAAUUCGAAUCUUUGGAUGGGAAGAUAAAGGCACUAAGCAAAUAUUUUUCAACAUACUGUAAGUUGAAAGGAGUAACCAGUUCAACUGACAUUCUUGGAUUGGUUAUUGAUCAUCUAAGGAAGAGAAAGCUCUGCAGGUCUAUUUAUCAGGGUUUGCAGAUGUGGAAAGUAGAUGAUUUUGAGAAAAAGAAUGACCACUACAGCAUACUGCUCAACUACUUUAGUUAUGCCUGUCAAAGGAUUACAAUUAAAGCCACUCCAUUCCCGAGUGUAAGCAUCUUAAAUACAUUGAAUGAUACUCAUAUUGAGAAGAACUUUCCAGAAAUGAAUGCUUGCUGUGCAUUUUCUUUUGUGUUAAACGUUGAGAGGACGAGGAAUAGUAAUGCCUCCAGGCAUUUGUCCAAAGAAACUCAAAUGAUGAGUUCUUUUCUACACAACCUGCUGGAUGUGAUUGAGGAAAUGCAGAUAGCCCAGAUAGAGAUUUCAAAUCUCAUCCUAAUAAGAUUUUACUCACCUUCAGACGAGCAACUUGAUUUGCAGCUUAGUUUCAUUGACUUCCAAAGUGGCAGGAAGGUAAAUCUGGUUCUGGACGUAUCGGAUUUGAGGCGAGGGAUUUACCCUUCUGAAGCUCUUCCGCAUAAGGUUGAAUCUCCUGCUUCGACUGAGUACACACCCUCAGAGUCAAUGUUAAAUGGCAUUAGAACUGCAGUUGGGAAUUUAGAUGCUGGGUAUUUGAGGAUUUUAAGAGUUUGUAGAUGUGUUUCGGAGGUUGUACAAAGGUCAUCAAGCCGACCGUAUCACUUUCUCAGUAUUUCUGCAUGUUAGCUGGCAGUUCCAACAUGAUUGUAAAAUCUAGUCUUGUUAGCCGUCAGGUAUUUUUCCCUCGAAAAUACACAGAGGAAUUGUAACUUUGACUAACCUGUUGGACGAGUUUCUUUAUGAUGUCUGUAAUGUAGCUGAAGCUUGUUAUCUUACGAAAUACAUCUAAACUUUAAGCAAGAUCGAUGAUGUUAACUACAGAGAUUAAUCAGUCUUGGUUUCAUGACUCGGAUCUCUUUCGUUUUCUGUUAUGAGUGUCUCAUCUAAAAGUUGAAGGCCGCCUAUGGAUGUUGGAACAAUGAAUUGCAGGAGGAUCAAGUUGGAACUACACCACAAGGUUAAAGGCUUAAAGCUACCAGUGCACAGGCUUCAUCAAGCAUCAUCAUUCAAAAUUAGGUAAACAAUAAUGUUGAAAAGAAAAGUGAGAGGAGGACAAAGCACUUUUGCACACUUUUUGGGUUGGUGGGGUUGAAUGCUUCAUUGUUGAAUCUUUGAUGUCUUUUCUUCAUUUGCCAAGUAGGCCUUUGAUUCCUUCAUAUUAACAAUAUCCCCUUUUUUUUUUUUUUUUUUUUUGAGCUUUGAAAAUUGAAGAUAGCAUCUAAAGGAACAGGGUUUUGAAUUGGUUUCUCAUUUGUCCUUUUAUUUUCUCUGUACAAUUUGUUCUCUUCCUUCCAAACAUGAUCUGAGUAGAGUGGCUUUUCAAGUGGGAUUUACUGUUUGUUGUAAAGU